This is a messenger RNA of Lutra lutra (Eurasian river otter), 599 nucleotides long. RefSeq names its product transmembrane protein 239 (gene TMEM239). NCBI's taxonomy places the organism in Eukaryota, Metazoa, Chordata, Mammalia, Carnivora, Mustelidae. The record is from RefSeq and is a predicted model, not a curated record. The transcript has 2 exons. Bases 99 to 557 code for a protein of 152 amino acids.
GUGAGGGACACUGGGGGCUCUGCUUGGGCUCCUAGGCCAUCCUGGGUGCUGCAGGAAGCAACAUGACAUAGGGGGCUCUGCCUAGAGGUGCACCAGCCAUGACGCAGCAGCCGCAAGUGGAGACAGAUGUCAUCGGGGCCGGUGAGGGGCCACCUCGGGCCGUGCCCUGGUCGGCCUGGGUCACGCGGCAGGACUGGGUGCGCUGGUGCCUGUGCUACGUGCCUCGGAGCUGGGUCCAGUGGUGGGCCACGUCGGGCUGGCGGCAGCCACUCCAGCGUGUGCUGUGGGGGCUGGAGGGCUUCCUCUACCUGCUGCUGGCCCUGAUGCUCUGCCAUGCGCUCUUCACCACCGGCUCCUACCUGCUGAGCUCCUUGUGGCCCGUCAUGGCCGCAGUGUGGCGCCACCUGCUGCCCGCCAUCAUCCUGCUGGUGCUCAGCGCCCUCCCCACCCUGCUCUUCUCCGCCUCCUUCCUUCUGCUUUUCUCCACGCUGCUGAGCCUCGUGGGCCUCCUCACCUCCAUGUCUCACCCAGACUACACUCAGGACUUGGACCAAUAGAAGGGCAACCCCAUGCCGCUGCCUGUGUCUCUUGAGCCCUGG